AGCAGCGAGGUUUCCGUUUGGCAUCUUUGAUUAAUUCUAGACAUUGUAUCAAUUUAAACUUUAUUGAGCAUUUCUGUACUAAAUUCGGAUGUGGAAAAGAAAAUGAACAAAUUAUUAAGUUUCUCAAUCUUAAUAUUCGUGGAAAAUGCAAAUUCAUUACUAUACUUUGACAACGUGAGGUAAACCGUAUCUAGGUAGGAUUUGAAGCGAAGCUUAGUUGACAUAACCUUAAAGUUCGUCUAUUACAAUACACAAACUAGUUUAAAGAAAAUGAAUACACCGCAAUCGAAUAAAAAGAAGGGCAGAAACAGAGUCGGUGGAAUGAAUAACGAGUGCUCCAGUCCCACGAACGUAGAAACACAAAGCUUGCAAGAAUCUACGAAAUUCGUUUUGGUGAAUCCGAUUGGAGAAGAUGCGCAUAAGACAUUUAAAAUAGGUAUUGCAGACUCUGUGCCAAUCAUUUCAUUAGAAGGAAACGGUUUUGACGAGAAAAGCAUGAUACAAAAAGGCCACAAUCUAUCGAUGGACAAAGAAAAGGACGAAAAGAAUGUGCUGAACAGUUUACCCGUUGCGAUGGUAAAAGAAAUAGAAGGAUACGAACAGCAGCUGGGAGAAGCUGAACCUCUACCAAAUUCUUACAUCAGGUUCAUGGAACGCAGUGGCGAAGAGCUGGAUGGGGAGGUGGAAUAUGAUCUGGAUGAAGAGGACACUGCAUGGUUGUCCAUAGUGAAUGAAAGACGAUCAGCCUCUGGGCUGACACCACCUCUGGAACCUGACACUUUUGAACUAUUAAUGGACAGAUUGGAGAAAGAAUCGUACUUCCAGCAGCAAACCAAUGGUGGUGGAGGAGUGGCAGCUGACGAAGACGCAGUGUGUUGUAUUUGCAUGGAUGGAGAGUGUCAAAACAGCAAUGCAAUUUUAUUUUGCGAUAUGUGCAAUCUUGCGGUCCAUCAAGAUUGCUACGGUGUACCAUAUAUUCCAGAGGGCCAGUGGCUGUGCAGACGAUGCUUACAAAGUCCUUCAAGAGCUGUAGAUUGCGUUUUGUGCCCUAACAGAGGUGGAGCUUUCAAGCAGACGGAUCGUCCAGCUUCAUGGGCCCAUGUAGUCUGUGCCUUGUGGAUACCAGAAGUCAGGUUCGCGAACACCGUGUUCCUGGAGCCUAUCGACAGUAUAGAAAGCAUUCCCGCUGCUCGCUGGAGACUCACUUGCUGCGUGUGCAAGCGCAGAGGAUUUGGUGCUUGUAUCCAGUGUCACAAAAGCAACUGUUACGCUGCAUUUCAUGUGACCUGUGCGCAACAGGCUGGUUUAUGUAUGCGUAUGAGGACAGUGCAACCAGCCAACGGAGAGCCGAUGUUGGUACAAAAGACUGCUUACUGCGAGGCGCACACUCCCCCUGAUUACCAACCUUCCACCAAUCCUGCAGAUGCCAGAAGAAGAGCUAUCGCCAACAAGAAGAGCUCCUCCGCUCCUGUUAUCUCCAUUCCUACCAUUCCGCCUGAAAGAAUCAAGGAAAUUGCUAGCUUAGCAGAAGGAUUGCCUAAGAAAAGUCAACUGAUACAGCGCCUUAUAGCGUACUGGACUCUGAAACGCCAGUAUAGAAAUGGUGUUCCACUUUUGCGGAGACUUCAGAGUUCGCAUCCACAGUCCAGGCCACCACCGCUUGGAGAUCAUUCCUCACCACCAGCUGACGGUGAAUUGCGUGGCGAACUGUAUCGUCAACUGAAAUACUGGCAAUGUUUGCGUCAGGAUCUGGAACGAGCUCGACUUCUGUGCGAACUGGUUCGCAAGCGAGAAAAAUUGAAAAAAGAAUUAUUCAAAGUGAAAGAGAAGUGCUUGUGGUUCGAGUUGCGUCCCCUAGAAAGUAUUCUGCGUACUCUGUUAGAAGCCAUUAAAGUGAAGGACGUGAACGAUGUAUUUGGUCAGCCGGUGAAUACAAAGGAAGUUCCAGACUAUUUAGAAAUCGUGUCCCGUCCCAUGGAUCUCUCCACAAUGCGGGAUAAAGUAGAAAGACAAGAAUACGAUACGAUAGGAGCUUUUGAAGCAGACUUCAACUUAAUGGUAAACAAUUGUCUGGCAUACAAUCGCAAGGAUACAAUGUUCUAUCGAGCUGGGAUAAAAAUGAAAGAGCAAGGCGGAACUCUGAUAGAACAGGCUCGCAAAGAUUAUCCUGACUUGGAUCCAGUCAGCGAAUCUGAACAAACUGUCUCUAAAUCCCGAAAAAGAGAUCGUACGAAUCGAAGUCGCGGAGAAAUCGAAACGCUGCAUGGAGAGAAGGAAAUGGGAGGCGUGAAUAGAAGAACCGUAGUUCUCUUUACUCGUAAAGCCAGGGCAAGAGCCAGCAAGAGCAAUCAGAUGUUCGUUGUGGAAGACGACAGGAAGAAACAGAGUGAUAGCUUCAAAGUCUACAGAAGUGGAACAAUGGACAGUGAUGUUGGAGAAGGCGAAAGCCAGUCAUCGAGCUGUAGCAGCUGUUCAACGAGCAGAUCCAGCACUCCCGAUUUGGACGAAGAGAAACAAAAACAGGAAAUCGAUGAGGCAAAGAAGGAAGAAAGCAAACAGGCAACGAAUAACGGUUUAGAAGCUCUGCAGCUUGUUUGGGCAAAGUGUCGGGGCUAUCCUUGGUAUCCAGCUUUGAUCAUCGAUCCUAAUACGCCUAGGGGAACGGUGCACAAGGGUGUACCAAUUCCUGCGCCACCUGACGACGUAUUAGCUCUUGCAGUCAAUUAUAAAGAACCUGUAUUCUUGGUUCUAUUCUUCGAUACCAAACGAACAUGGCAGUGGUUACCUGGUGAAAAACUGGAGAAACUGGGAGUCUCGCAAGAAUUGGACGAAGCAAAAUUAAUAGAAUCACGAAAACCAGCAGACAGAAAAGCUGUGAAAAAGGCAUAUCAAGAAGCUCUUCAUUAUCGCAAGCAAACUCAUAACACAACAUUGAAUACUGGAACAACCAGUUAAUUUCUUAGAGUUCCGAUAAGAUAUUUGUAAUUUAGUUUAAGGGUUUGUAAGUAUGUACAAAGAAUUGUAAUGAUAUCAAGUUUUAACUUAAAUCAUACUUUCCCAGUAUUCUAUUUAUAAUGUUUUUU
Molecule: messenger RNA, 3083 nt
Organism: Colletes gigas
Lineage: Eukaryota; Metazoa; Arthropoda; Insecta; Hymenoptera; Colletidae
Gene: Br140
Product: peregrin-like
Exons: 8
Coding region: 271-2955 (894 amino acids)
Biological process (GO): regulation of transcription by RNA polymerase II
Cellular component (GO): MOZ/MORF histone acetyltransferase complex
Molecular function (GO): protein binding
Source: RefSeq, a predicted model, not a curated record